This is a messenger RNA of Tetrahymena thermophila SB210, 1155 nucleotides long. RefSeq names its product tetratricopeptide repeat protein. The record is from RefSeq and is a predicted model, not a curated record. The transcript has a single exon. NCBI's taxonomy places the organism in Eukaryota, Ciliophora, Oligohymenophorea, Hymenostomatida, Tetrahymenidae. Gene Ontology annotation, molecular function: protein binding.
AUGAAUUAAGAAUUCAUAAAUAACUCAAUUUUCACAUUUUUCUAUGAAAAAAAGCAAGAAAAUUUUAGAGGUUCUCUUGAUGACAUUGAAAAACAAAUAGAUAAAAUCUUAUAGCUAUAACCUAAAAAUAUAAGGUCUUUACUUAUAAAAGCUUAAAUACUUUACAAGUAUAAGCUCUAAUUUGAUGAAGCAUUAAGAAUUCUUUAAAUAGUUAUUUAAAUCGAUAAGAUUAACAUUGACGCAAGAUUAGACAUUAUUUAAAUUUGCAUACUAAAAAAACUUAAAAAUAUCCAACAAUAGUAAUUUUUAUUAGAUGAAUGCUUUUAGCUUGAUAAUCUUUAUUGGAGAAACUUGUACAUUUAGUGCAUUUUUUUCUUCCACUAAGAAAAAGUUGAUGAUGUGUUUAAUAUAGCCAAAUAGUAAAUCGAUUUAAUGCCAUAUAAUUAUUGGUUAAUGGCUCAAAUGGCACAAAUAUAUUCUGAUAGGAAAAUGGGCACAGACUUGGAAGAAUCAAAAUAAAUUGUUGAUAAAAUUAUGAAAGAGGAAGAAAAAGAUUUUGAAAUUAUGAUAAGAUUAGCAUAUACGUAUAUAAAUCUAUAGGAAAAUGAAUUAACUGAAUAACUACUAACAAAAGCCUUAGAGCUCAAUCCAAACUCUACGAAAGCAUACAAUAAUUAUGGGUAUUUGCUUAGAGUCAAUAAAGAUUAUUAAAAAUCAAUAGAUAUGUGCUAAAAAGCUAUAAUUUUAGAUUCUAACUACUUAGAUGCCAUCUAUAAUGCUGCAUGUUCUUAUUUUAAUUUGUAAGAUUAUGAAAACUCUGUCAAACUCUUCAAAAAAUGUACACAAAUUAAUAGAUAAAAACUUAAUUCUUACCAGGAAUUAGCCUAUAUUUAUAUGGAAUUAAUUAAAGAAGAAAAUAGUGCAAGUUAUUAUCUCAGCAAAUUUCCAAAAUAAUUUCCUAAUGAUGAAUAUGGAAAUAAUUUGUAUGUUUUACAUUAGUUUAGGUAGUUUAUUGAGAACAAGCCAAUUGAUCUUGAAUAAGCAGAGUAUACAUAGUUUUCUAACAUAAAUAGAAUAAAGAAAAAGGGUUCUUGCUACCCUUUUAUUACAUACAAAAACUCAUAGUCAACAUUAAAUUAUUUGUAUAAUGAAUGA